AUGCCUGGGAUUCUGCCAAUGAAAGUCAUUAAAGUCGGCGGUACUGGCAGCCAAAGCCGUAUUGCCCAGGCUUGUGACCGCUGUCGAAGCAAAAAGAUCCGCUGUGAUGGCGUUCGCCCCUGCUGCACACAAUGCGCCAAUGUCGGAUUUGAAUGUAAGACAAGCGACAAACUGAGCCGCCGAGCCUUUCCUCGAGGUUAUACCGAAUCGCUCGAAGAGCGCGUGCGAGCACUAGAAGCCGAAGUGAAGGACUUGAAAGACCUAUUGGAUGAAAAAGACGAAAAAAUCGAUGUCUUGUCGCGCAUACACUCGUUCUCCCCACAAUCGCAGCGGUCGCCCUGUUCCCGAUCGCCCCCAACGAUCCCAACCGCCCCAACUAAACCUGCCAUCGCCAACGAAACCGAAGAUGUUAUUCGUGUACCACGAGCAGCAAGUCGAUCCUCUAGUCGACCAUCACCUGAAAAUCCUUAUACUGCAUUUGUCAGUACUCAAGGUUAUGCGGAUACUUUGACUGCCAAGCUUGUCAAUGAUGGUAGAUCCGAUGCUAAGAUCCUGACCAAUUCUUUAACUAAAUUGGCACCGGCCGUGUCUCGGGGAUCACCUAACCAGCCAAUAAAUCCUCCCCCCCGGCUCGUAUCGGAUCAGCUUAUCAACAUUUUCUUCCAAGAGUGGGCCCCGCUGUAUCCGGUGGUUCAUCGCCCAACCAUUUUGAAGGCCUACGAGGAAUAUGUGAAUAAUCCCGAGUCGCUGAAGCAGAACAUGCACCGAAUGACUCAACUGAAUCUUAUUUUCGGGAUCGCUGCUAUAUCGUCCAAGUCGAGAACUGAGCAGGAUCCAUCUUUCUUCGAGGAAACAUGGUCAAACUCUCUUGACUCGUCUCCAUCUCAGACCUCCCUCUCCGGUCUCCAAUGCUUCGUCCUUGCUCAAAUCUACUGUAUGACCAAGGGCGACUACCCCAGUCUGCUCCGCUAUCGAGCACUUGCGGUCGAUAUUUGCCACCAGCUUGAACUGCAUCUGAGUCAAGCAGAUGUGGCCUCGAAUCGGCUAGAGGAAGAAACCUCCAAGAAGGUUUUCUGGUGCCAGUAUACCUUGGACCGCAUGUCUACUGCUCUGACCGGAAUGCCCAUGCUGUUACGGGAAUCUGAUAUUGAGAUUGAAUAUCCGGUUGAUAUCGACGAUGAGAACGUUACUGAGGCGGGCUUUUUGCCAGCUCUUCCCGGUGAACCUACCCGUCUGUCGAGUGCCCUUGCCUUUUUUGGCGCGUCGAGGAUCCUCACUCAGGUCUUGGAAAACCUGUAUCCCUCAAAGUCCGGAUACAGUGUCAAUCUCUCCAAGAUCCGGGCUAUGGCUAGCCAGCUGGAUUCCUGGCUGCAUAGCCUACCCUCACACCUUCGCCUCGUAUUUUCACAGGACAAGCCUAGCACAAAUGUUACCAGCAGCCGAUCCCCGCUCUUGUCUCUUGUCUACUACUAUAUUCGCUCAUUGAUCCACCGUCCAGCUGUGUGCUUCGCUGAGGAGCACGUCCGUUCGCCCUCAGUUCUAGCACUCUCUGAUUCAUCCAAGCAUAUCAUUCAAAUUUUCCAGCUGCUGGAUGAACGCCGUCUAUGUCUGUCAAUCAGUAUCAACCGCAAGGAGGUUGUCUUUUCUUCCGGACUCGGAUUGCUAUGGCAGACCCUUGGGCUGAACCAUGACAGCAAGCUUGUCAAGGAGAGCCAGAAACUCAUUAUGAAUGUCAUUGAGCUACUGGCACAAGAAUCGUCCUCGUCCGCGCGUGAAUUUACCGUUCUCGCGAGUACUAUUUUACCUCUUGGCGAGGGAAGCAAUGAGUCACCACCGCACUCGGACCUGGCGGCUUCGCAGAACAAGUCAUCCAAGUUGCCAAAGAAACAGUUUCAGUCUCUGAAGUCUCGCCUUACUUCCAGCAUAAGCAAAAGCCAGCCACCGAAGCAAGAUUCAGGUUCUCGCCGAAACACCGUCUCAGGUGCAUCCCCCCAAAUGGGCCCGCAGAACCUUCGAUCUCCCAGCUGGGCCAGUUUCCAUGCCAGUCAGGCCGACCAGCGUGCCGCUGCUUACCCUGCCACACGGCAUGCUUCUCUAGAUCUACCCUCAGAUCUACGAAUGGGACCGGCGUCUCUUGGUUAUGAUAAUAGGCCAAUGUCGCACUCCCCUCCAUCGAAUGCCGCUAGUGAAGUCAUCACGAUGGCUGAUUGGGAGCAUGUUCUGAGCGACAUGGAUAGUGGGUUCUCCAACAUCUUCAAUGGUAUUUACGGCGGCCACGAGUGUGCAGAGGACCCCGGUCCGUUUGCAUCCAUCACCGCUUCCUACCAAUCAAAGCCGAACGAUGAUGGUGCUUUGAACAUACCAUCCCACGACUUCCAUGACCUCUCACCCGAGGCAUGGUCAUCCAGCAGCGGCGAUCUUCCGAACCCUACAAACGCACACACUGCGCAGAGUGUAUUGAGCUAUUCUGGGGAAAGCAUGGGUAGCGCGGACGACAAUAUUCAUCAGCUCGGUGACGUUCCUCUUCUUCCUGAAGAUAUGGGUUCCAUGCUGGAUCCAUUCAAUGGUCUUCCUUUGCCAUCUGAGGAAGAUCUGGAUGAGUAUGCCUUGGUCAACGGAUGGGAUCGGCCGGUUAUCGUCUAA
This is a messenger RNA of Penicillium chermesinum, 2643 nucleotides long. RefSeq names its product C6 transcription factor FacB/Cat8 (gene facB). Lineage: Eukaryota; Fungi; Ascomycota; Eurotiomycetes; Eurotiales; Aspergillaceae. Gene Ontology annotation, biological process: DNA-templated transcription; regulation of DNA-templated transcription. The record is from RefSeq and is a predicted model, not a curated record. Gene Ontology annotation, molecular function: zinc ion binding; DNA-binding transcription factor activity, RNA polymerase II-specific; DNA binding. The transcript has 4 exons. Bases 1 to 2643 code for a protein of 880 amino acids.